UAACCGUUCAAGCAUCCCGCCUUCCCAGGACACACUCAAGCGCCAGAGCGGUCCGCUCUUCUCAAAUCUUAUUGGCUCAAGUCCACGCGUCUCAUGGCACUGGUGGGGGGGGUGGGGUGAGACAGGCGGAAAAAGGCCUUCCCCCGGCGCGAGAAGAUGACGUCACAGCCCGGCCGGGCGCGGAAGUUGCCUGGGGCUGUCUGCCCAGUAACUGGCAUCCACCGGUGCCGACCGAAGACCCCUCCGUCGGCAGCGCAGUUGCAAUGGCCAUUUGUCAAUUCUUCCUUCAAGGCCGGUGCCGCUUUGGAGAUCGGUGCUGGAACGAACAUCCUGGUGCCAGGGGUGCAGGAGGGGGACGGCAGCAACCGCAACAGCAGUCUUCAGGUAAUAAUAGACGUGGAUGGAAUACCACUAGCCAGAGAUACUCCAAUGUCAUCCAGCCAUCCAGUUUCUCCAAAUCCACACCAUGGGGGGGCAGCAGAGAUCAAGAAAAGCCAUCUUUCGGUUCUUUUGAUUCUGGAGCUUCAACUAACAGGAAAGAAGGCUUUGGAUUGUCUGAGAACCCAUUUGGUUCACUUAGUCCUGAUGAGCAGAAAGAUGAAAAGAAACUUCUGGAAGGAAUUGUAAAAGAUAUGGAGGUUUGGGAAUCAUCAGGGCAGUGGAUGUUUUCUGUUUAUUCACCAGUGAAAAAGAAACCUAAUAUUUCAGGUUUUACAGACAUUUCACCAGAGGAAUUGAGACUUGAAUACCAUAACUUCUUAACCAGCAAUAACUUACAGAGUUAUCUAAAUUCUGUCCAACAUUUAAUAAAUCAAUGGAGGAACAGAGUAAAUGAACUGAAAAGUCUAAAUAUAUCAACUAAAGUAGCUUUGCUCUCUGAUGUAAAGGAUGGUGUAAAUCAAGCAGCACCUGCAUUUGGAUUUGGCAGUAGUCAAGCAGCAACAUUUGUGUCGCCAGGCUUUCCAGUCAAUAAUAGCAGCAGUGAUAAUGCUCAGAACUUUAGUUUUAAAACAAACUCUGGAUUUGCCACUGCCUCUUCUGGAAGCCCUGCUGGUUUUGGGAGUUCCCCAGCAUUUGGAGCUGCAGCCUCUACCAGUUCAGCUAUCUCUACUUCUGCUCCAGCUUUUGGAUUUGGGAAACCUGAAGUUACAUCGGCUGCAUCAUUUUCAUUCAAAAGCCCUGCAGCUUCCAGCUUUGGAUCACCUGGAUUUUCAGGACUUCCAACUUCCUUGGCAACAGGUUCUAUUAGAGCUCCAGUGGCCCCAGCCUUUGGAGGUGGCAGUUCUGUGGCUGGUUUUGGUAGUCCGAGCUCACAUUCUCACACUGCUUUUUCUAAGCCAUCCAGUGACACUUUUGGAAAUAGCAGCAUAUCCACUUCUCUCUCAGCCCCAAGCAACAUCUUUGCAACAGAUAAUGUGUUAUUCACACCCAGAGAUAAACUAACAGUAGAAGAACUGGAACAAUUUCAAUCCAAGAAAUUUACUCUGGGAAAAAUUCCAUUAAAGCCUCCACCUCUGGAACUUCUAAAUAUUUAAAAGGGCAAUUUUAAAUACAAAAAAGAAUGAUGUUUGAAACUGUUUUGAGUGAUUCAUAUAGAGGUGCAUAUAUGCAUACAUGUAUUAUUCAUAAGGAAUAUAAGCUUCCAUUAAUAGUGAUUUUAAAUUUUAUUUUUUCUUAAGUCUAAAUAUUUAAGUAAAAAGUAACAAAAACUCAGCAAGCAAGGGAAUUUUUUUGUACUGUAAUUUUGAAUGGAACUGAAAAAUUGUGCAUGAAUAAAGUACUUUUCUCAUGCCACACCA
This is a messenger RNA of Cercocebus atys (sooty mangabey), 1799 nucleotides long. It is a transcript of the gene NUP42, whose product is annotated as nucleoporin like 2. Gene Ontology annotation, molecular function: metal ion binding; nuclear export signal receptor activity. The coding region runs from base 264 to 1535 and encodes 423 amino acids. Gene Ontology annotation, cellular component: nuclear envelope. The record is from RefSeq and is a predicted model, not a curated record. NCBI's taxonomy places the organism in Eukaryota, Metazoa, Chordata, Mammalia, Primates, Cercopithecidae. The transcript is spliced from 7 exons.